AUGAACAAACAACAGUCUUGCACUUCUCUCAAGUCAAAAUCCCAGCAAAUGCAACAGCAACAGCAACAGCAACAGCAACAACCCCAGCAAACUCGAUCUCACAAACGACAAAGAGUUGACCCUCGGCUAGCAUACUAUGAAGCUAAGGCAUUUGAAGUGACCGAGGAUGAGUACCGAACAGACCAAAUCUUUAACCUUAAGGCCAAAGAGCUCGAUAGUCUGCCUAACGCGGCCAUGAUUGAUAUGCAGCCGGAAAUCGAAUGGUACAUGCGACCAUUCUUGUUGGACUUUAUUCUCGACACUCAUUAUACUCUGCGUCUGAGUCCAAGCACACUGUUCCUAGCUGUCAACCUCGUCGACCGAUACUGUUCGCGGCGCAUUGUGUCCAAGAAACACUACCAACUGGUGGGAUGCACUGCGCUGUGGAUUGCAGCCAAGUUUGAAGAUAAAAAGUCUCACAUCCCGCAACUCAAUGACCUCAUUGGUAUCUGCUGUGAUCUCUAUGAGGACGUUAUGUUUGUCCAAAUGGAGGGUCACAUUCUCAACACUAUUGAGUGGCAGGUGUCUCAUGCAUCUGUUGAGUCGUUCCUGCAGUUAUUGCUUGGUUCAAAGUGCAAUCCAGUUCUUUCUUCUAUUGCACACUAUCUUGCAGAGGUCUCAAUGUAUCACAAGGAUUUCUUUUCCUUCCGACCAUCAGUCAUUGCCAAUUGCUGCGUGGCUCUCGCUUCUCAUAUUCUUUCACAUUCCGAUUCACAACAGCAACCGCCGGUCGUUGCUUCGUCCUAUUCAGGGAUGCAUGACUUCGAUACUCCACCAACAACUCCUCCGCAUUCACAACAACAACAACAGCAUCAAUUACCACAAAACAUUUCGGUUCUUCCAUUUAGUUCAUCCCCAGCAUCUCCAGAGUUCCAAUGCAUCAGCCUGCUGCAGUCACACAUGGCCAACCCUACCAAUUCUCUUCAACGCAAGUACAUGAAGUCGGCAUAUCACCAGAUCCCUCGCAUCAUUGCAUACUACCUCGCCCUGCGAUCUAAGAUGCUUGCCUUCAUGUCAUCUGCUCUUCCUCCUUCUCCUCUGCCUUCUCGCUCGUCUUCGGUUGUUUACGAGAGUGAAGAGUCACAGAACUGUGACCUGGUGCCACCUUCAUCACAAAACGUUGCUGGUGGAGCUGUGGGAUACAUGACUCCUCCAAGAACCCCAUCACCGGAAGAACAACAACAAGAACAACAAGAACAACAACAACAACAGGAACAAAAGCCUGAUCAAGAGAUGUAUGAGGCCGUUCCUUCUCCACGGACUACAAAUGUUGGAGUAUCUGCCGCGCAGAUGCCCAUGGUCCACCAGCCCCAUCCUCACCACGCUUCUUAUUCUGCAUCUAUGAUGACUGUGUCAUAA
Messenger RNA from Magnusiomyces paraingens, 1398 nucleotides. RefSeq lists its product as uncharacterized. Lineage: Eukaryota; Fungi; Ascomycota; Dipodascomycetes; Dipodascales; Dipodascaceae. The record is from RefSeq and is a predicted model, not a curated record. The transcript has a single exon. Gene Ontology annotation, biological process: regulation of cyclin-dependent protein serine/threonine kinase activity; mitotic cell cycle phase transition. The coding region runs from base 1 to 1398 and encodes 465 amino acids. Gene Ontology annotation, molecular function: cyclin-dependent protein serine/threonine kinase regulator activity. Gene Ontology annotation, cellular component: cytoplasm; centrosome; nucleus.